AUGGCUGAUUCGCUCGACUACGUGCGCAUCUGCGAGAGCUGCCCGCCCAGCGACGGCUGGGGCCCCGCCGUCACCACCGAGACGACCCUCGACGGCGUGCCCUACGCCCCCUUCUCCAAGGGCGACAAGCUCGGCCGCAUGGCCGACUGGACCACCGAGGGCAAGGACAACCCGCGCGGCGGACGCCAGCAGUACAACCGCAACUACAGAGACCAGCAAGUGUACGGCGCAGGCCACGCAAUCACCUUCAACGCCCCUGCCGCCGAGGACGAAUCCUCCUUUUCGAUUGUCAGCAACGCCCGCGACAGCACAAAGACCCGCUUCGGUCGCGGCGCCGUCUUCACCCGCGGCCGAGGCCAGCGCGGCGGUCGCGGUGAUACCCGUGGCGGCCGUGGCACAGCCCAGCGUGGAGGAGGCGGUGGUCGUGGCGGUCACGGCUAUGACCGCGGUGGCCGCGGUGGCGGCCGUGGUGGCGGCGGCCGCCGCUUCGGCUGGAAGGACUGGGACAAGCCGACGCGCAACCGCGACGCCAGCAUCAACAUCCGCGCCGACUGGGAGCUGCUGGAGGAGAUUGACUUUAACCGCCUGGGCAAGCUGAACCUGGACGCGGACGAGGGCGAGGACCUUGACGACUACGGCUUCCUGUACUACUAUGACCGCUCGUUUGACAAGCCCCAGAUCAAGGGCAACGAGCGCAAGCUGACGGCCGUGGACCGCGCCGCGUACAACGUCACCACGUCGAGCGACCCGGUCAUCCAGGAGCUCGCCGACAAGGACGAGGCGACCAUCUUCGCGACGGACAGCAUCCUGUCCAUGCUCAUGUGCUCGACGCGCUCCGUCUACCCGUGGGACAUUGUCAUUGUGCGCCAGGGCAACAAGAUCUUCCUCGACAAGCGCGACAACGCGACGCUCGACAUGGUGACGGUCAACGAGAACGCCGUGGACGCGCCCCUGGAUGCCGCCGACGGCAACAAGGACGCCAUCAACCAACCCGCGGCGCUCGCCGAGGAGGCCACGUACAUCAACCACAACUUCCCUAACCAGGUCGUGUCCGAGUCCGAGUCGACGCGCGUGCAAAUGGCGCACGCCAACCCCUUUUACAACGCCUCCGAGGACACGGACCCGCCCGCCUCCAAGGCGUACAAGUACCGCCGCUUCGACCUGUCGACCAACGACGAGGAGCCCGUGUACCUGGUGGUCCGCACCGAGGUGGACGCCGUGCAGAAGAACGCCAUUAGCGGCGACGACCAGCUCGUCACCAUCAAGGCGCUCAACGAGUUCGACUCCAAGGCGCCCGGUAGUGGCGGCGCGCUCGACUGGCGGAGCAAGCUCGUCACGCAGCGCGGCGCCGUCGUCGCCACCGAGAUGAAGAACAACUCGUGCAAGCUGGCCCGCUGGACCGUCCAGAGCAUCCUGGCCAACUCGGAUGUCAUGAAGCUCGGCUUCGUCUCCCGCGCCAGCCCGCGCUCCAACGACAGGCAUGUUAUUCUUGGCGUCAUUGGCUGGAAGCCUCGCGACUUUGCCAACCAGAUGAACCUGUCGCUGUCCAACGGCUGGGGUAUUGUCCGCACCAUCGCCGACAUGUGCCUCAAGCGCGACGAGGGCAAGUUUGUGCUCGUCAAGGACCCCAACAAGAGCAUCCUGCGUCUGUACGAGGUCGGCGCCAGCCUGGACGAGGAGGAUGAGGAGGAUGAGGAGGAGCAGCAGGCCGAGGAGGCUGAGGAUGAAUAA
Emericellopsis cladophorae is the source of this 1731-nucleotide messenger RNA. RefSeq lists its product as uncharacterized. Gene Ontology annotation, molecular function: translation initiation factor activity. Lineage: Eukaryota; Fungi; Ascomycota; Sordariomycetes; Hypocreales; Bionectriaceae. Gene Ontology annotation, cellular component: eukaryotic translation initiation factor 3 complex; cytoplasm. The transcript has 2 exons. The coding region runs from base 1 to 1731 and encodes 576 amino acids. The record is from RefSeq and is a predicted model, not a curated record. Gene Ontology annotation, biological process: translational initiation.